Sinocyclocheilus grahami is the source of this 1932-nucleotide messenger RNA. Its product is annotated as dixin-like. NCBI's taxonomy places the organism in Eukaryota, Metazoa, Chordata, Actinopteri, Cypriniformes, Cyprinidae. Gene Ontology annotation, biological process: canonical Wnt signaling pathway. Gene Ontology annotation, molecular function: protein binding. Gene Ontology annotation, cellular component: cytosol. The record is from RefSeq and is a predicted model, not a curated record.
GUUUCCUUUGUUUACAUCAGUUCCUGCGAUAUGCGGUUAAAACGCUCUCGCUGACUAAGCUCGUUAACAUUUUCUGCUCGCGCUCCUCUCACCUUGAUGAAGUCGGAAGAAUGAUCGCAUCCCUGUCUAAAGGAAAUCUGCUUGACGUGUUGCAGGAGGGUCCCAAUGAGCAGCAACUGGCUGCCUAUGUGUCUUGGGUUAAUGCACAGCUGAGAAAGAAGCCUGAACUGAAACCUGUGAGUGAUCUACGACAGGAUCUCAGAGAUGGUGUGGUUUUAGCACACCUCAUUGAGAUAGUGGCUGGUGAGCUGCUGGAUGGCAUUCAUUAUGUGCCACAUGACGACCAGGAGAGGAAGCAGAAUGUGGAGAAGGUUCUGCAGUUUGUGUCAUCCAAACGGAUCAGAAUGCCUCAGACGUCUGCCAGGGACAUUGUGGAAGGGAACCUCAAAUCCGCCAUGAGGCUCAUCCUCGCUCUAGCUGCUCAUUUUAAACCCUCUGCAUCAGCCAGUCACAGAGCUGGAGCUGGCUUAGGCAGGAGUUCCACUGGCUCCUCGACCAAUCACAGGCCUCAUUCCACCAUGGCCAUGGCCCAGAAUGCAGCAGCAGCAUUGGCAGCAGCCAGGCAGGAUGCCUCUCGCCCUGGCCGCUCUGUUUUUCAUCUAAGGCAAGAAUGGAGUCGUUGCUGCAGUGGUGAGGAGGACGGUGAGAACUCCUGCUGGAGUGUCCGGGAAUUGGUUCAGCAGUACGAGGGGCAGAAAGAGACAUUUGAAGAGGAGACAGGAGCAAGAUCUACUGGCCUCAGUUCACCGAGCCCCACCCACACUCCCAAAGACUCUGUCAGCCUAUCAGACCUGAAGGCAGGACUAUUAGACACUUUGUCCAGGGAGAAAAUUAAGUCAGAGGACACAGUGAAAUUGGCCCUGUGUGACCAGGCCAUUGUCUCAGGGCAUGAUGGUCUAGCUGGUGGCUGCACCUGGGAGGACAAACUGUGUGAGCAGCAGGAGCAGCUGGAGAGGGAGAUGCAGGAGGCACGGAAUAUGGUGUCUAGCCUACAGGCCCUCCUUCUCCACGGUUCAUUACCUGAGGAUGAGCAGGAGGUGUUGCUCAGUCUGGGUGAGGGAGUUGAAAAUGCAGAGCAGCAACUGGUUGUAAUACGAAGUCGCCUGGACCAGAGCAUGGCGGAGAGUCAAGAACUAAAGAGGGAGCUGUUGAGGUUCAAACAGGAGGCUCGCAACCUGCAGGGAGUGAAAGAUGCUCUUCAGCAGCGAAUGGCUGUGCAGGAGUCCUCAGUCCUGCAGCUCAAACAGGAACUCCUGCGCACCAGUAUGGCCAAAGAUGAGCUGGCGGGACAAAGUGCCGAGCUACAGAGGAAGCUAGAGGAGAGGAACAGACUUCUUAGCGAAUAUAAGAAAGAACUAGGCCAAAAGGAUCGACUUCUGCAGCAGCAACAGCUGAAGCUGGAUAAAGUCCUGUACUUUACUGACCGUUCCCUCACGCCAUUCAUGAUCAACAUCCCCAAGAGGCUUGGGGAGGUCACCCUGCGAGACUUCAAGGCUGCUGUAGAUCGGGAAGGCAAUUAUCGGUACCAUUUUAAAGCGCUGGAUCCAGAGUUCGGCACUGUGAAGGAAGAGGUGUUCCAGGAUGAGGCAGUGGUGCCUGGCUGGGAAGGGAAGAUCGUAGCCUGGGUAGAAGAGGAUCAUGGGCAAAGAGGGACCUAACACAAGUCAGCAAGAAGAAAGAGAGACAUCUGUGCCAAAAUGAAAUAACAUUGAUUUGUAACUCAAGUGUACAGAGGAUGGAGCUUUAGUGCCCUAAAAAGUCCCACCCUCCUUUACUCUAUCCUGCAUGAGCUGAACAGCUGAAUGCACCUGAAAGGACUUGGAGGAUCAUCAUCAGGAGGAUCACCAGAAAUGAUAGAGUCCCAUCUUCUGU